GUUCGGGGUUCUAGGGGCUGUGUUCCAAGCCUCGUUUUAAAAGCUCGGGAAAGUCAGUACUUCGUUAUACCGGGAUUUUCAGGGAAGGACAGGAUAAGACACCUGUCCACACAAUCACACUCCAACCUCUCCAUCUUGGCCAAGAACAAAGGGCUUUCUAAGGACAACAGAGAAGCAGCUAGCAUCAACAUACUGUUAUAAUUCUGGUAAAGCAUCCAGUUCUAGAAUUAUGAAACCUUGGACAAUCGAUUUUAAAUGUUAAAGCAUUGAGUCUCACUUCAGUUUGAGUUUGUACCUUAUUCCAACCAGAAAUAAAUGAAAUUUGAUGGUUCUUGCCAUUCCCAUCAAAAAAAUAUUAUACUUUCCUAUCUUCAGAAGAACGCAAUACUUUUUUAAAUUAAGUCUAUAAAGGAAUCUUUCAAUUGCUCACAAUUUUUUUUCUGCCAUGUCUUUGUGGUUUGGUAAACAACUCAUUAAGCCAACAGUUAUCUUCUUAAGGACGGAGUUGUCUUUUGCCCUUGUGAAUAGGAAACCAGUGGUACCAGGACAUGUGCUAGUUUGUCCUAUAAGGCCUCUGCAACGUUUUAAAGACCUGAUGCCUGAAGAAAUAAAUGACCUCUUUAUCACAGUACAGAGAGUAUCCAGCAUAGUAGAAAAACACUUUGUUGGCACUUCUCUAACCAUCUCAAUCCAGGAUGGUCCAGAAGCAGGACAAACUGUUCCUCAUGUUCAUGUGCACAUUUUACCCAGGAGAACAGGGGAUUUUGAAAAAAAUGACACUGUGUAUGAAGUUUUGCAUAACGAUGAUAAAGAAGAACUGUCAGCUUCAGAGAAGUGGAGAUCUGAGGAAGAGAUGAAAGCAGAGGCUGAUGAACUCAGAAAGUAUUUCUACUGAAAUGUCUAUUGCUGCAAAUUUUUCAUUUCACCUUUUUAUUGCACAUAUUCACAAUGUUAUUAAACUGACAUUAUAAACUACUGUACACUUGUAGAUCAAUGCUAUUUACCCUUUAGUGACUAACCUGUUUUGGGCCUUAGUGACCAAGCGUUAUUUAUUUUAUUUUUUUUCAUUUUUCCUUCUUCUCAUUCCAGGAGCUAUAACGUUUUUAUUUUUCCACCAACUUAACUUUGAGGGCUUGUUUUUUGCAGGACAAGUUGUAGUUUUCAAUGGCAGUGUUUUGGGAUGCACGGAACUUGCUGACUAACUUUUAUUAACUCUUUGUGGGGGAUGGGAAAAACAUCAACAUUACCACUAAGUUUUUACAUCUCCACAUCCCAAGAAUCAUAACUGUUUUUUUUUUUUUUUUUUUUCUGGAUUU
Molecule: messenger RNA, 1316 nt
Organism: Bufo gargarizans (Asiatic toad)
Lineage: Eukaryota; Metazoa; Chordata; Amphibia; Anura; Bufonidae
Gene: FHIT
Product: fragile histidine triad diadenosine triphosphatase
Exons: 3
Coding region: 446-895 (149 amino acids)
Biological process (GO): diadenosine triphosphate catabolic process; purine nucleotide metabolic process; intrinsic apoptotic signaling pathway by p53 class mediator
Cellular component (GO): plasma membrane; nucleus; cytoplasm
Molecular function (GO): bis(5'-adenosyl)-triphosphatase activity; ubiquitin protein ligase binding
Source: RefSeq, a predicted model, not a curated record